Messenger RNA from Nasonia vitripennis (jewel wasp), 1486 nucleotides. RefSeq lists its product as uncharacterized. The record is from RefSeq and is a predicted model, not a curated record. Gene Ontology annotation, biological process: apoptotic DNA fragmentation. Gene Ontology annotation, cellular component: nucleus; mitochondrial inner membrane. Gene Ontology annotation, molecular function: metal ion binding; single-stranded DNA endonuclease activity; nucleic acid binding. The coding region runs from base 133 to 1377 and encodes 414 amino acids. NCBI's taxonomy places the organism in Eukaryota, Metazoa, Arthropoda, Insecta, Hymenoptera, Pteromalidae. The transcript has 6 exons.
UUAUAGACUAGAGCGUGGCUGGAUAACCAAUAUUAGCCGAGGGUGAUCGCGCGGUUCUUUCGAUGAAAAGAGGACUGCGGAGCCAAGCGUGGGCUCAAAGCGUCGUUAUUGCUGGGAAGACACUCGGACAGGAUGUUUCUGGCGGUUUUGCUCUGGGGCCUACUGUGCCACGCCACGGCGGACUCGGCGCCGAGCCACUGCUACAUCAACGUAACGAAGGACAUAAGCGACAACCAACCGCUGCUGCUGCGUCACAACAGCUCGGAAUUCCAGUAUCCCCGAGUCCAGAGCCCCUCGAGCUUUGAACUUAACGCCGGCAAAGCCGAGUUGAGAGUCGCCUGUCCCAACGAUCUCCUCGUCGUCGACGGUGAGACUCUCGGAAUUGGAUCGGGAUUUCUCAAGUGCCACGGAGGCUCGAACUUUGGCGUUGCCGGGUCGCAGGUGUCGACGCCAUUCGGCAGAAUCGGCUGCACGAAGCCGACGAUGCUGGUGGCUCGUGUCAAGCGGAACAACUGCCCCGCGAACAAGUGCAUGCAGGUCGGCUUCCACAUGAACGUCUUCACCUUCCUCUCGGUGAUCGACACCAUCGCUUACGACACGGAGAACCGCGUGCCCAUAUGGGCGCACGUCAAGGUCGUCGCCUGCAUCGAGGGCAGACAGAGAAACAGGGAAACGAGGGAGUUCAAGAUGGGUCCGCUACUGUCGAACACGACGGUCGAGGUGGCCGACAUCUACAACAGGGAGUACCAGCGACGUCGACUCGGCGCCAUAUUCGACGACCCAGAACGCUCCGAGUGGUACCUCAGCGACGUCAUACCGAGCGGCGAGAAGUACUUCGUCGAGGGCCUGCUGGUCUCCCCGAACGACCUGUUUUACAAGGUGCAGCAGUCCAGCACCUACUUCUAUGAGAACACGGUGCCGAUGUGGCGCAGCGUGCAGGAGGGCAACUGGCGCUACGUAUCGAGCAUCGUUCGUAAAUUAGCCAGCGAGACGAUGACCGACCUGGAGGUCUGGUCCGGUGCCAUCGGAGUCUUGACUUUGCAGAGCAGCACCGGUGUACAGAGGAAGGUCUUUCUGGCGAGAGACGGAAGCGGAAAGUCGAUACUACCGGUUCCGAAGCUUCUCUUCAAGUACGUCUACGACAAGAAGCUCAACAGGGGUCUGGUCUUUCUGGUCGUGAACAAUCCCUUUCUCGACAAGGUCUACACUGGAGACCUGGUGAUCUGCAAGAGGCAGAUGGUCUGCGAGAAUUUGUUUCCGCAGUUUGCGCAUCUGGACAAGGGAUACACUUACUGCUGUACGUUGGAUGGGUUCUUGGAGACGGCCAAGUCGCUGGGGUUGCCGACUUUCAACGGGGCCACGUCGAUUGGGAAUUGAUGUGGAAGAGAACGUAGUGCGAUAUUAUGACGUAUUUUGUAAAUAAAAAAUUGUAACGAGAGAAAAUGUAUGAUUAUUUCAUGUGGAAUGUAGCAUACAUUAUUUGAAA